UCUAUUUCUAGGCUCAACCUCACCGAUCAUACUACCUUCUCGCACUUAACAACUUUCUUAUGUCCAAUGCAUGUCGUGUGACAUGUACUCAAAUUAUUCCUCCAUUAACGCGCAUUUUAUAUACUGACUGUCUACCUGGUUGUCUGCAUGGUAUCUAGGACUUAGAUAUGUCCGCAGAUCUCUUCGCUGCGUUCGAGGACUCCUCGAAACCUGCUCCACCUAAGGGCCAAAAGGGGCAACCGUCAGAGGCAUCCACGCAGGCUUCUUCCUUCAAACCCGACCCCUUUUCCUUCGGAUCUAAUAAUUCUCAGCACAUCAGUGCUCGGAAAGGGCAAUACACGAACCCUAUCACCCAGCGUUGGAGUACUGAUACAUCUCUACGGAGCGGUCAGCUGAGAAGUACUCAACAGCCAUCAGGUGUAAAUGGCUGGACAGGCGCAACGCUUCAAUCUACUCAAUCAAAAAUCCAGGAUGACGAGGAUGACGAUGAUGGUUGGGGUGACUUUGAAGUCGCCCCAAGCAUGAACCAGCCGCCUACCACUUCAGUAAUAGCCACCGCUCCGUCGGGAUCAACCGUUAAAGAGCGGCAGAGCCCAGCGCCACGACGGACAAGGGUUGUACGCGCGUCGACGAUAGAUCUCAUGUCAAAUAAUCUCCUUGAUCUUAAUAAUCCAUCUACAGUACAGAAUGAUUCAAGGGUACCACCCUGGAUUCAAGGCCCGUCUAAGCAGGUCAAAGCGCCAUCACCUAACGUUGCUUCCUCAAAGCCACCCAAAAAGCCCCCCAAUGCUAAUUCAAAUGUGUUAUUUGACGCCGAUGAUUUCGAUGGAGAGCAACAAGAUGGCGGCGCUGACGACGAUGAUUUUGGUGAAUUUGAGACAGUUGCCUCACCCGCCCAACCAGAACCAGACCUUUUAUUAACUGAUAUUAACUUGUCUUCUACAACUACAAAAGCGCGGCCCUCUCAAAUGCUUUCAGGCUUGAAUCUAACUUCCCCAACUUCAUAUCCGCAAGCACCACGGUCUCCAUCAUUCCAUGAAAGAAAUCCUUUUCCUGGGCUUGCUGUUGCGCCGCCUUCGAAGCCAGAGAAAAAGCCUGCCAACGAACCGAAAACAUCACCGAUAACUGCAUGGCCAUCUCUCAGCGCUAAUAAAUCCGCAGGGAGCCCUGGAUUAAAUGAAGAUUGGGGCACGUUUGAUGAUUUACCUAAUGAAAAAACGAAAUCCAAUCCGAAUACGGAGAAGGUCGAUUCAACUUGGGACUGGGACACGGAAGAGCCGGUUCAACAGAAACCGGCAAAGACCAAAGCGCCAGUAACGGUGCCUGAGCCUAAAGACUCAUCUUGGGAUUGGAAUCCCACUGAUGUAGGGGCCGAGCAGCAGAUCGAGCGGCCGAAGGAUGAGUUACCUCCAACUAAUGUUCCUCCGCCGUCUAUACUAUUGUCAAUAUUCCCACAGCUGUUCGAUGAAGCGAAUACGUCAUUAUAUAAACCUAUUAGCGGUCAAUCAUUCUCCGUGAAGAACCGUAUAUUAUCGGAUCCGAAGACUGUCGAAUUUCUCAAGGGUUACGUAGCUCUGGCAACGGUGGCAGCUCGCGUUAUCGCCGGCCGAAAGCUGAGAUGGCACCGAGACAAAUUUCUUUCCCAGAGGAUGACUAUAUCAGCUGCAGGAAGCAAAGGAAUGAAACUUGCCGGCAUAGACAAGGCACAGGCUGCUCGUGAAGAUCGCGAGGCAGCUGAUGUCGUAGCUCACUGGAAGGAAUAUAUUGGCCGUCUUCGAUCCGCUGUUGCUACUGCUAAUUCGUCCAUCAAGAACAACGCAGAGCAAUUAAAGAUCCCCGAGAUCUCUGAAACGAUGCCAAUCCAAACGGAGAAGUUGGUCCCCACGGCCCCCAAGGCUUGCAUCGUGUGCGGUCUAAAACGUAACGAGAGGAUCUCAAAGGUUGACUACGAAGUUGAAGAUAGCUUUGGUGAGUGGUGGGUUGACCAUUGGGGACAUCUAGCGUGCAAAAGGUUCUGGCUACAUCAUGAGAGUGCUCUACGACAAAGAUAAAACCAGUUACCCAUCAGGCCUAAUAUUAGUCAACUCAGAAACCGACCUAUCCUCUAUAUCGAGAUGGCUGGCGUCAAAUUCUAUUACAGUAGCUGAAUAUCGAAAUUCCACACAAUAUACUAUCAAAUGUAUUGGGCGUGCUUUGGCAUACUAGAUGUGAUAGCGCUGAUAUCAGCCCCUCCUUCAACGACAAAUAAUAGGUAGAAUACCUGCGGACUAUACGGAUUUAUCAGUAUUCCACACUUGACCUUGAGCUACAUCACAGCAGUCAUGGAUACGUCAAAGCUCACAACAUGCGUUGUCUUAAUGGACUUUGAGAUUCAUCCCACAGUCAUUGACAUAGCCACUUACCUACAUACCUAGUUUUCGCACUGGCCGAUUGGCGUUUUCUCAAGUCUAUCAUUUUAAUAACAUUCAUCACAACAAACGCUUUUCGGGGCUUUUGCCUCCAUCGACUUGACGCCUCAUCGACUACCACAGUAGACGGAGUAUAUCACCAGUUUAGCAAGGUAGAAUCUCACCAGUCACCGUUUCUAUGUUAUCUGGCCGCUUUUGCCGCCCUAGGAAAUGUACAGAAUCUGGUCGCACAGCAUAUGCACCAUGACCUAUUUCCCAUGGAUCUGCUUGCAAAGUAUUCAGCAGGGAAGUAAAAACGAAUUCGAUAAUGAAGUGUUAGGUCGAUCCCGGAGUCUGGACUAGGAAA
Messenger RNA from Annulohypoxylon truncatum, 2754 nucleotides. RefSeq lists its product as uncharacterized. Lineage: Eukaryota; Fungi; Ascomycota; Sordariomycetes; Xylariales; Hypoxylaceae. The transcript has a single exon. The record is from RefSeq and is a predicted model, not a curated record. Bases 168 to 2051 code for a protein of 627 amino acids.